GUGAGUAUAUCCUUAAUAUCCGUCCGUCUGCAAUCCAGUACCCCUACCAUUGUUGUUCAAUUUUACAAAUCCAACGUUGUAAGAUCACUGUUGAUCAUGCCCCUCGCUAAUCUCGAUUCGCUGAACGCACCUUCCAACAUAAAUAUAUCUUCUCACAAAUUUGUGUUAUUCUCGCUCUCUGCUUUAUGCUGGGAAACGAUUUUGACAGAAAGCGCAACAUCGCAUAAAGCAGCAAUGAGUAAAGAAAGAUGGCUCCUUGAUCAACAGGUAGUUGAUGGGCUGAACGGUGCGUUUAUUUUUCGUAUUUGCUUGAAAAAUAUGCAGUUUCGCGAUCGUUCAUAGUUUCAUUCGUCGAUUAAUUCGUUUUGUUACGGUUUAAUGUUCACAAAUCGUGGAAUGUGUUCCGAUUCGGUUGGCAAAUUGGUGAAUCUUUUGUGUUUCGAUGUGGCUACAAGUGGAUUCUGUUUACGCCUCGGAAAAUGUUAGCAUUGCUGAGCGAAUUGCGUUUCUGGUCCACCAAGGAGGACAUCUCCAUCAAGGACACCGAUCUAGGAGCGAUCAAAUAUACCGAAAAGAAGUUGGAAAAUGCAAAAUCAAUAUAUUUGGACGGCAAGAAGCAGUACUUUGAGUCGCGGGGUUUUAAGUGGAAUGUGGAUAACAAAAAACCAAACAAACUGAGGAAUGCAUUGCGCUUGCUGGAAGAAGAAUUGCGCCAGAAGCGCAUCGUCUUCUGCAAAUGGAAAAAUAAUGUCAUCCUGCAGAUCAUGCUGUCCAACGGGUUGCUCAUACACGUCUCCAUCAACUCAUUCAAUGGUGAUAUCAAUCGAGUAUAUUUUGACAAGUAUUUCAUCGGUAAACUGCUUACCGAGCACAUCACGGAUGUUAUCAUUACUCGGACGCACAUUUUGAUCUCGUACAAUGAGAACCAAAUCACAUUCGUUCAUCUGCAGAAACCAACUGCGAAGAAAAAUAAUCUGGAAAAAAUCGGCCUUAUGGAUCCGAAAAUUUACAGUGUUAUAAUUGGUGGACCAACCGCUAGGAAAAUUCCGAAACAUCUCGUUUGUAGCAGUUCACAGGAUCUCGUAAUAGUGUGGACCAAAUCUUCCCAGAACGAGGUCUACCCGUGGCGGCCAACCGUCAAGGAUCAGGACCGAGCUAACCUGCACGUGUACAAGUUGAACGGAUCAAAGAUGGAACUAAUUUGCUACUAUUGGACCGAGUACGAUCCCAUUUCCGUGGACUUCUCACUGAUGAACGGCUUUCAAGUGCAUUCAGUCGAACAGAAGGUGUCCAAGAAGGGUGACGUUACCAUUGAUAGCUGUAUAUACCAGAUUCAUAAAACGAAAAUGCGCCGCGUUGCAGUAACUUCCAUUCCACUGCAAACACAGGUCUGUUGCAACUCCUUUAGUCCGGAUCACGAGAAACUGAUGCUGGGCUGCAUCGAUGGUUCGAUUGUGCUGUUUGAUGAAGGGCGAGGAAUCACACAUCUGGUGAAGGCGGCGUUUAUUCCGAUGUUCGUCUCAUGGCACAGUGAUUCCUCGGUUGUGAUGGUUGCCAACGAAAAGGGACAGUUUCAGUGCUUCGACAUCGCCCUGUCCUGUGUGCGUACCCAGUUGGUUAGCGAAGAUGUAGUACCUUCAAGUAUCCUGGAUCUGUCGAACUAUUUUGUCCACCCUUCCAAUCUUGCCAAGCUGUGCUGGAGCAAAAAGCCGGAGAUAACGGAACAUUGCGAAAAGUACGCCAUCACGGAUUCCUUCCUAAUGUUGGCGUUUGAAAAUGGGCCAAUCGGUUGCCUGCGGUUCGUCGGAAGUACUGGUUUGAAAGGGGAUGUGCAUACGUCCGGGUUAACAGCCGACGUAUUGAUCCACAAGUACAUUUCACUAAACCAGGUGGAAAAGGCAAUCAACAUCCUACUCAGUCUAAACUGGGACACGUACGGAGCGAUGUGUCUGUUGUCGCUGCAUCGAAUAGCAAACUAUAUUUUUAAGCAACCAUUGGGAAUGGAGAGAGAACUGCAGCUGCAGAAGGCUCUCGGAAGCUUCCUGGUACCUGUGAAACCGUUGUGUUAUGAGACUGAAGUAGAGUUUGGCGACCAGGUCAACGAUAUUACCCUACGAUUUUUUCACUAUCUGUUGAGAAAUAAAUCGUACAACAAGGCGUUUAGUCUGGCAAUCGAUAUCAACGAUGCCGAUUUGUUUCUGAAGCUUCACGACAAGGCGAAGAGCGACGGUGACGUGGAGUUAUCCAAAGAGGCACUGAAGAAAGUUGACGAUAUCAAUCGGAUAUGCACAGAUAGAAGCGACAGUGAACAUUCAUUGUGUUCGAAUUCCUCUUGUUCGCUAUGUGCGGAAAGUUUCGACGAGGAAGACGAUGACGACGAGGAAGAAGAAGAGGAAUCCGAGCAAGAAGUGUUGCAACGGUCACGCCCAGUUAAAAUUACCAGCCAAGAUGCUACUAGUUUCAAAUCAUGCUCCACGUCGUCCAGCUCUUCGAAAUCAUCACAGAUUCGAAACGGUAGUCCCAAGCAUCCUCCGCUUCCGAAGACGACCGAAAGUAGCAGUAGCAGUAGCGUAGCUACAAGAAUGUCAACCGCAAAAAUUCGUACGAAAUCGGAGCUAAGCAUCGACCGACCGCCGUUGCCAUAUGUGCCCAAGAAAGCACCAACAACGAUAAUGCAACGCAGUCAAACAGCAACUGCGUUGAAACUUUCAAAGCAGCAAAAAUCCCGAAUCUCAGAGACUAAAUUGAAAGGAAAGUCACUUAGUUCUAGCAAUCUACUUUCGCUCGCAGAUAGCACGUCUCCAUAUUUCGGUACGUCAAUUCAACGAGGGAACGUACGGGCUCGGUUGAACCCUCGUGAAAAAGCUGCAAAAUUGUAUUCCUCGGCGGCUAAUAGCCUGUCAAUGGAACAGCUGGACAUAUCUUCAAGAAUUCCGAGGCAACCGUUCUACGUAGACUUUGUAGACAAUCCAGCCGCUGUGCGACCUCCUCUCAACGGACAACAUGUGGUGAUAGACGUGAUCCCUAAGCCACUCGGCACACUUCAGUCCCCGAAUACACUGAAGUACCCGCCGACAAACAUACUAGAUCAGACGAUCGGUAUCCCCAUAGUACAAGACGAGCCGGAUUUUGCACGGCGCCCACGGAAACCUUGGUUUACCUCGCAGUCGUCCCAGUUUCGAAGUAUUCCUAACUGUUCUAACGCGAACAAUGCUCCUCGCACUGUGAUCCACCAAUACCCUCUGAUAUCCGGUAACAUUCCUUCCAAGUCACAGACCAAAUUUCACCAUCAGCAGCAGCUGGAUAUUAUCGACCGGACGCGGUUCUCCCGGCGAAAGGAACCGAUAACGGCUUCUAUUCUAUCCAACAGUACAAAUUCCUCCUCGUCUGCAAUAGCUGGACCAUCGACAGCAUGUUUUCCGCAACAGCCCGGAAGUUCCUCAUCGUCUUCAUCGGCAAAAAAGGAGACUGGGGAGAAAAACAAGGUAAAAUUUUCCGACACCGUAACAGUUGCCGUCGUGCCGGAAAUCCCGCGGAAAGACAAACUAGGCGAAAAAACACGCAAACCAACGUACAAUCCGCUGAUUGCCGACCCGAAACGGGAACUUGCCGAAAGUUUACCAUUGUGCCAUCCGAACGACGAUUAUCUGAAGGAUUUCACUCCUAUGCAAGAUAUCAUCGGUAAUAGCAACGAGCAGGAAAACAACGAGGAGAGUAAAAAGAUUCCCAACAUCAAAGUGGUGCAUUUUGGCGUUGUGUAGAAUAUAACCUGCCUACGUUUUUAGUGGGUCUACGUGAGAACUUGUCUAAGGUUUCGAAUAUGCAAUACAAACUUCUAUUCCGUCCAGUGAAGCUUAAUCAGUAUUUUAAAAUGUUUAUAUCUCUUUGUUGGAAAUGCAUAUUUUUUGUAAAUAUAUAAACCGUACUAUUUACUUUAAAG
Molecule: messenger RNA, 3940 nt
Organism: Topomyia yanbarensis
Lineage: Eukaryota; Metazoa; Arthropoda; Insecta; Diptera; Culicidae
Gene: frtz
Product: WD repeat-containing and planar cell polarity effector protein fritz
Exons: 7
Coding region: 480-3761 (1093 amino acids)
Biological process (GO): establishment of protein localization; nervous system development; cilium organization
Cellular component (GO): axonemal basal plate
Molecular function (GO): protein binding
Source: RefSeq, a predicted model, not a curated record